Messenger RNA from Ceratotherium simum simum (southern white rhinoceros), 1212 nucleotides. It is a transcript of the gene TFPT, whose product is annotated as TCF3 fusion partner. Gene Ontology annotation, molecular function: DNA binding. Gene Ontology annotation, cellular component: Ino80 complex. The record is from RefSeq and is a predicted model, not a curated record. Gene Ontology annotation, biological process: apoptotic process; positive regulation of apoptotic process; apoptotic signaling pathway. NCBI's taxonomy places the organism in Eukaryota, Metazoa, Chordata, Mammalia, Perissodactyla, Rhinocerotidae.
UUUGGAACAACAACUUUAUUAGCACCUGCCGCUAGGCGGAGAAGGGGUGAGCACGAGAGAGGAGAGGGGGUUUCUCCGGCUUACGGCCCGCCGCCAACUGAGCCUGCUAAGCGGAGAAUCGCCGUAGUCGGACGACAGGGUGUCGAGACAAGAAUAAAGACGGGGGCAACUCAGACGACUGGUGGAGGCGUUCGACGAGAAAGCAAGGCCUUUAAGCCGGGACUCGGGGUGGAGGUGCAGGGGGGUGGGGAGCGGACCGGAAAUAGGGAACUACAACUCCCAGAAGGCCGAGCGGCUAAGUCCCGGAUGCCGUGGCCGUGAAGUGUGAUGGGACAGGUAGUUUUGCGAACGACUUAACCUAGAGGUUUUUCGUAGUUGGACGUUCUGAGGCCUAGGGUGCCCGGAGCGGGAGAGCGAUGGAACUGGAGCAGAGAGAGGGGACCAUGGCAGCCGUGGGUUUUGAAGAGUUCUCAGCGCCGCCAGGCUCGGAGUUGGCGCUGCCUCCGCUGUUCGGUGGCCACAUCCUGGAGAGCGAGCUUGAGACAGAAGUGGAGUUUGUGUCCGGUGGUCUGGGCGGCUCGGGGCUCCGGGAGCGAGAUGAAGAGGAAGAGGCAGCCCGGGGCCGGCGGCGGCGCCAGCGGGAACUAAAUCGCAGGAAGUACCAGGCGCUCGGUCGGCGCUGCCGGGAGAUCGAGCAGGUGAACGAGCGGGUCUUGAGCAGGCUCCAUCAGGUACAGAGGAUAACUCGGAGGCUGCAGCAGGAGCGGAGGUUUCUCAUGAGGGUGCUAGACUCCUAUGGCGAUGACUACCGGGCCAGCCAGUUCACCAUCGUGCUGGAGGAUGAGGGCAGCCAGGGCACAGAUGUCCCCACCCCAGGCAACGCCGAGAACGAGCCUCCAGAGAAAGAGGCGCUGUCCCCACCCAGAAGGACGCCAGCACCCCAAGAACCCAGCAGCCCAGCCCCUGGUGAGGGGCCCAGCGGGCGGAAGAGGCGGCGAGUGCCCCGGGAUGGACGUCGAGCGGGAGCCGCGCUGACUCCGGAACUGGCUCCGGUGCAGAUUAAGGUCGAGGAAGACUUUGGCUUUGAAGCGGAUGAGGCCCUGGAUUCAAGUUGGGUUUCUCGGGGGCCAGACAAACUGCUGCCCUACCCCACCCUAGCCAGCCCCCCCUUUGACUGACCCCCCAAUAAACUGACCCCAGACUCCCCUUGGC